CACAGAGGACUCACCUUUCACAAGUUCAAGUGGAGUUUUGAAUUAGAUUGUAUCUCAUGGAGGUCAGGAUCACAUGUGGACUGUGGUUCUUCGCCUUUAUUUUGGGAUGUGGGCGACUAUCGGCGUUCAACCUGGACAGCACGAAUGUCCAGCGGAAGAACGGUGACCCGGGCAGCUACUUCGGCUUCUCUCUCGCCAUGCACUGGCAGCUUGCUCCGGAGGAUAAGAGAAUGCUGCUGGUUGGUGCCCCGAGAGCAAAAGCCAUGAGUGGCCAAACAUCCAAGGUGACAGGAGGACUGUACAACUGUGACAUGACCUCCACCUCAACGUCUUGCUCCAGAGUUCAAUUUGAUAACAAUGAGAAAAUAAACGAAGAGAGCAAAGAGAACCAGUGGAUGGGAGUGACCGUCAACAGUCAGGGACCAGGAGGAAAAGUUGUGACCUGUGCCCAUCGCUACCAGCGCCGGUCAUUGGGGACCUCGGAGUCCCGAGACAUUAUCGGUCGUUGCUACGUGCUGGGGCAGAACUUGGAAAUCAAUCCCAACACGGACGAAGAGGGAGAUGCAUGGCAUUUCUGUCAAGGCCGAACCACAGGCCACGAGAGGUUCGGCUCCUGUCAGCAGGGCCUCUCUGCCACAUUCGACAAGGACUACCACUACCUCAUCUUUGGGGCUCCUGGAGCAUACGGCUGGAAAGGUGUGGUGCGCUUGGAACAAAAGAACGAAACCUUUUUGGAGCUGGAAAUCUAUGACGACGGCCCUUUUGAAACGGGAGAUGAGAGGAAUAGGAACGCUGACUUGGUCCCCGCUCCUUCCAACAGCUACCUGGGCUUCUCUCUGGACUCAGGGAAGAGUCUGAUUGAGAAGGGUGAGUUGACGGUGGUGGCAGGAGCUCCCAGAGCUAACCACAGUGGAGCGGUGGUGCUGAUGAAGAAAGACGGAUACAACAGCAUGUCAGAAGAGUACACCCUGGAAGGGCAAGGGCUGGCCUCGUCUUUCGGCUACGAUUUGACCGUGCUGGAUCUCAAUAAUGAUGGUUGGCAGGACAUAGUGGUGGGAGCACCACAGUACUUUGAGAAGGACGGGAAAAUCGGAGGAGCCGUCUACGUCUACGUCAACAAACUGGGAAAGUGGAACACAGUCAAGCCCAUCAGAAUAGACGGACCAAAGGACUCCAUGUUCGGCCUGGCUGUGGAAAACCUGGGAGACAUCAAUCAGGAUGGUUACCAUGAUUUUGCAGUGGGAGCUCCUAAUCAGGGAGCAGGACAGGUGUACAUCUACCAUGGAGUAGCCUCAGGUGUCAUCUCCAAAGAAGCUUCACAGAUUCUGUCCGGCGAGGCUUUAGGAGUGAAGAUGUUUGGCUACUCUCUGGCAGGCAACAUGGACCUGGAUAAAAACGCCUACCCUGACCUGGCCGUCGGGUCCCUCUCUGACUCUGUCUUUGUCUAUAGAGCCCGUCCAGUUAUAAAAAUCCAAAAGGAAGUUAACUUCACACCAAAGAAAAUCAACCUCACCGAGAAGAACUGUGGCGAAAACUUCUGCUUGAAUAUCGAGGCAUGCUUCACCUUCACUGCCGAGCCCAAGAGUUACGCUCCCAGACUGACGGUGGCGUACUCCCUCGAGGCGGACGCUGACCACAGGAAGAAGCUUUUGAACCCCAGGGCGGUCUUCAAAGACGGCUCUGGGAAUAGCUACGAGUCAAAAGGGACGAUCACCAUGGACACCCAAGGAAAGAAACAGUGCAUUACCAGAAAGCUUAUGAUUCAGGACAAUAUUAAAGACAAGCUGCACGGGAUUCCCAUCGAUGUGUCCGUGGACAUCCAGGACGGAAACCGCAAACGCAGACAGAGCUCAACCGGUCAGCUGGCGCCUGUCCUGGACGCCAAGGAGUCCUCGAAGAUGCGAUCUGAGGUGAGUUUCCUGAAGGAAGGUUGUGGACCAGACAAUGUCUGUCAGAGCAACCUGCGGGUGAAAUAUCGCUACGGCUACAGGACAACAGACGACGUCACGUUCACUCCAUUAAAACUGGAGGAUGACGUGCCGGUGUUUUCGCUCAGCGACCAAAAGGACAUCGCUUUGGAGGUUACAGUUACCAAUUUCAAUGGAGACGAUGCACACGAAGCCUCUGUGCUCGCCAGCAUCCCCCGCUCCCUCACCUACUCUGCUUACCGUGUUCCAAAAAAUGUGACGCAGGUAUCCUGUGUAGCCAAUAAAGACGGUUCUGAGGCUAAUUGUGAGCUUGGAAACCCCUUCAAACGUGACGCACAGACGACCUUCUACAUUCUCCUGGGUACAUCGGGCAUCACUUCGAACACUACCGACCUGGAGAUUGUUCUUCAGCUAAACACAACAAGCAACCAGGAUAAAUUAGCCUCUGUUCAAGCAAAGGCAAAGGUGGCUAUCAUGUUGCAGCUGUCUAUAUCGGGACUUGCCCAUCCAUCUCAGGUGUACUUCUCAGGAAAGUCCAAGGGUGAGACGGCCAUUAAGUCUGAGAGUGAAAUGGGCACUGCCAUCACACAUCGGUUCAGUAUAAUCAAUCUGGGGAAGAGCUUGAAAGACUUUGGCACUGCCACCCUUGACAUCGACUGGCCGAAAGAGACAGAGGAUGGGAAGUGGCUGCUGUACCUGAUGAAGAUCAGCGCCACCGGAGUGGACCAGAUAGACUGCACUCCUAAAGACGAGAUCAACCCUCUUAGCAAGGAGCCAAGUAAAACCAGGAAGAGAAGAGAAACACAAAACACUCUGGGAAUUAAGGAGGGCACUAUCUCACGUUUACUUGACGGGAAGAAAUCUAAAACUCUGUCCUGUGGCAAAGGGGCAACAUGUGUAAGGAUAACGUGCCCCCUGCGGGGCAUGGACAGUAAUGCAGUCUUCACUCUAAACUCUCGCCUCUGGAACAGCACCUUCAUAGAGAAAUAUUCCAAACUCCAUCUCGUGGAAGUGAUCGUUAAGGCCUCCCUGAAUGUCGAUAGUAGAGCAAAGAACAUAGUGCUGAAAAAUGCUGAGUUUCCGCUGAAACUGACGGUGUUCCCAGAGAGGCGUGAAGCUCAGUAUGGAGGCGUGCCGUGGUGGAUCAUCGUGCUGUCCAUCCUGUUCGGGCUGCUGCUGCUGGCCCUGUUGGCUUUCCUUCUGUGGAAGUGUGGAGUGUUUGACAAAAAGAAUAAAGAGGACCCAGGCGAAAAAGAGAAACUGACAUCACAUGCAUAAAAAAAGAGAAGAGGUGUGCAUUUUUUAAGCGUGCCAAAUAUGAAGACAAGGUUCCAAGUUACAACGCUGUUCGGAUAAGACGGGAGGAGAGACCGCCAAACCCUGUGACUGAUAACUGGGAAAACGUGGAAAAGAAGCCCUGGAUGACAACCUGGCACGACAAAGAACAUUUUUCCUAACAGUGAGAUCUGAUCCACACAGAUUUCCUUUUUUUAUACUGAUGAACUCACAUUUUCACUAAUUUCCCCUGCCUUGUCUUUGUACAAAGUGGAUUGUAAAUAACAAAGUAAAUAAUUUGUUAAAAGAGAAAAACAUUUGUAAGACCAAAUUCUUGAUCACACUUUUGCUUCAGGGGUUGAAUUGAUCUCGUGCAGUCUGUAUACAUCACUGGAAGGAGAGUUGCAUUGUGGGCGAUCUUCCUGCACAACUGCUGUCCGUCAGAGCUUUGUUUUGUACAUUUACUACAUUCAGUGUUGACUUGGGGGGGCUGGACAGAGGGAGCUUUUUAAAAAAAAAUGUUUAAUGGUUUGCAGAAUUGUUUUCUAUUUAUUCUUGGUGAGGAGUACUUAAUGUUACGUGCCUUACAGGCAAAAGAGUCAUUUGAACAAACACAGCAAAUUUCAACAAAUCUGUGUUUUUCACCAUUUAAAAAUAAAAAUGUCUACAGUGCAUCUUCCUAAACUGUUGAUAAUUAAUACCUUGGGUUGUACAUAAGAGUUUUCCAGGACUCGUUUUGAAUGUACUACUUCCCCGCUGAAUUCAUUUUCUAUUCACUGGCUGUAAAAUGGGAAGAGUGUGAACACGAGCAAAAUAGUUUCUUGAAUAAAUAAAUGUUGUCAUGUCAA
Molecule: messenger RNA, 4051 nt
Organism: Gymnodraco acuticeps
Lineage: Eukaryota; Metazoa; Chordata; Actinopteri; Perciformes; Bathydraconidae
Product: integrin alpha-6-like
Exons: 26
Coding region: 57-3206 (1049 amino acids)
Biological process (GO): cell adhesion mediated by integrin; leukocyte migration; cell-cell adhesion
Cellular component (GO): integrin complex; external side of plasma membrane
Molecular function (GO): integrin binding
Source: RefSeq, a predicted model, not a curated record